This is a messenger RNA of Mugil cephalus (flathead mullet), 7671 nucleotides long. RefSeq names its product NLR family, CARD domain containing 5 (gene nlrc5). The transcript is spliced from 56 exons. The record is from RefSeq and is a predicted model, not a curated record. Gene Ontology annotation, molecular function: protein binding. Bases 152 to 5923 code for a protein of 1923 amino acids. NCBI's taxonomy places the organism in Eukaryota, Metazoa, Chordata, Actinopteri, Mugiliformes, Mugilidae.
GUUUGGCAAACGCCACAGGGUGUUAGCUUGGUCGGUCCGCGAAAACGAAACCAAAACUAUGUGCCCUCACAUUAGUUUCGUUUUGCAAUAAUAGAGCUGGCUGCAGUGAGUUGCAGUCUAGGACAAGAAUUGCUGCUGAUGGCGUCUGAUCAUGGAUGAGGAGGUUAAACCAGAUGACGAAAAUGUGAAUUACGUCCUGGCUCAGGAAUCCAAAGAACUGUUCCACAUCCUUGCCAAACAGCCACCCUCAGUUAUAAUGCAGUUGUACCGAAUGAUGCCCGGUACAGCUGGGGGGCAAAACCAGCCGUCCUCCCCUGGCCCUCCUGUGCUGAAAGACUGCAUCGAAGCUAUGCUGGAGUACUUCAAGAUGGCCAGCGCUGCAGAGUGCUGCAGCUUUCUUCAGAGCGUGUGUUUAAUGUGCGAGAACAUCCCCAUGCACCUGGACUCGAGGCUCAUGUCAGUGGCUGGACGAGUCAUCACCGAUCGUGCUCCGCCCCCUGGCACAGAGGCCGUGUCUCUGAGAAACACAGAUGUUUGUGGUGAAAAUUCCGGCCCCGACGUAACGGAUCACGUCCCUUCAUCUCCACUUUCAGAUCAGCACCCCGUCAAACGGCCCAGACUCGAUCACUGGGAGCAGUACAUUACUGCAGCGACGAGUUUACUGCAGAGGAGGUGGAAGCGACUGACAGAACGCUUGGUGAAGGAAGUCCAGCUGGAGAAUGUGUGGGUCAGCCUGAGAACCGCAAACAGAGGCAGGGACAGACCAGACCAAACCCCUGGCUCCGCAGACAGAGGAAGCAGGACACCGGAACCUGAUGGGGAUUUUGGGUGUUUGGAGUCGAGGCUGACUUUGGAGACCUUCCUCCAGGGAUGUGCUGGAAAAGUGACGGCUCUGGUCGGCCAGGCUGGAUCAGGAAAGACUCUUCUCAUGUCUUGUCUGGGACAGCAGUGGGCAAAUGGACUGGGCCCCGUCCCUUCAUCCUACCUGUUUGUCCUGCUUGAGUUUCGCCAGCUCAACCUCUUGUCCCGUCCCCUCUCCCUAUCGGAGCUGCUGUUCCAACACUACCUCCCUCCAAAAGGAGGCGACAAUGCAAAGCGAGCCAUCGUGGACUACCUCCUUUCCAAUCCAGAGCAAAGCUGCUGGGUCCUGGACGGAUACGACGAGUUUCACGGCAAACUCAGCAGGCAAGAAAUGACAGGACCGUUGGACCCAAAAACCCCUAUGCCUGUGGCGGAGCUCAUCUCAGCGCUGUUAAAUCGCCGGAUCCUCCCAGGAAGCACCGUGCUGGUCACGUGCCGUCCGCGUGACGCCGUUGAUUUGGGCGGUGUGUCGGAUAAAGUGGGGCAGCUGCUGGGAUGGGACCAGUAUGACAUCAAGGAAUAUGUGGACAACUUCUUUGGCGUGAAAGAUCCCUCAGCACACCGAGAUCUUGGAGCGUGGGCGGCCGAUCUCCUCCUGUCCAGUCGACACCUCCUUGCCAUGUCUUCCAUCCCCGCCCUCUGCAACAUCUGCUGCAUCUGUCUGGAGCAUUUAUUGGUGGAAGGCACAGAUGCAGAAAGACCAAAGACGGACGGAGGGGGCCGUGCACAAAGACAGGAACCGGGUGGCGAAAGAGGAAGGCCUGAAAGCGUGGUAACAAAAGGGGAAAAUGGCAGAGCGCCACUGGCUUCCACCCAAGUCCCCACCACCAUCACCCAGGUCUACCUCACCAUGCUUGGUGCUUUUGUUAGCCGUGACUCUAGCCAGGGAGGAUCAGGUGCCAGACCACAGGCCUCAAUACCUCCUCAGAGCUCUGUAACCACACUGGAUACUCUGAGUCAGUAUGGGUCUGAGCUGUGCGAGCUGAGUCGGCUGGCUUGGAGAGGUUUAGAGGAAAGCAAGAUCCUCUUCGUGGAAGAAGACAUCCCGCCAGAUGUUUUGAAGUUUUCACUGAGGGCAGGGUUCUUCUCACAGGUGGAGGUCAGACGCUUGGAUGGAGCUGUUGUCAACGCCUACUGCUUCAUUCAUCUUACAGUGCAGGAGUUUUUGGCUGCACUGAUAAUUAUGACUACUAAUGACGUCAGCGACGCUCAUCUCAAGAAGAGAUUCAGCCUGAAAACACGAUGGACAACCAGAACAGACCAGAAGACAGUCUUCACUGACUCCCUGUACCUGUAUGUGUGUGGCCUGGCUUCCUCCCACUGCACUUCAGCCCUGGUUCAAUUAUCCAAGGCGUUUGGGGGAGUCAAGGGAAUCAAAUCUUGGGUCCAGCAGCGACAAGCCCUUGUUCUGAAGUUGCUUAAAACCUUGUGUAACAGCAACAAUCUGACUGGACCAAAGAUCUUGCAGCUCUGCCACAGUGUCCAAGAGAGCCAAGACCAGCAACUGGCCAGACAGGUUGUGGGUGCGAGACCCACCCUGGAGCUGCGGAACAUCUGGCUAUCGCCCAGUGAUAUCGAUGCUUUGGCUUUUGUCGUUAACUCAGCCGGGGACAUUGGCGUCACUUUGGACUUUGGAGCAUGUUCAAUGGAGCUGGAUUGUUUAGAUGUGUUAUCCAGAUGUCAGCACGUCCAUUGCCUCAGUUUUCACAGCCGCAAGUAUGGCGACAAAUUUGCAGAGAAGUUGUCCUCUGUCCUACCUGAGUUUCCGACCCUGAGAAAGCUGGAGUUCUGCGGUGCCAGUGUGACUGCUACGGGAGCAGCUAGUUUGGCCUCUGGACUAGAGAACUGCCCGAACAUCACCGAGAUCAAUCUAACUGACAACAACCUGAAAGAUGAAGGAGUUCAACACAUAGCUGAGAUUUUUAACAAAUUGCCGCGACUCGUCUCUGUAAAGCUGGGACGAAACAACACCUCCCUGAACGCAGUGGACAGCCUCAUCGAGAAAAUGCCUUCGUGUUUGAACAUCCAGGACGUUCAUGCAGACGGCAUGAAAGAAGUGACAGUAACGUUCUCACAAAACUCAGAUGUGAAGAGCCAUAAAUUGAAGCCCAAACCUACAAUCAGCUUGUUAAACCAGAACUGGUGCAAGUCUGAGAUGCAAAAACUUGCCAAGACACUGGCCCGCUGCCCUGCCCUAUCUGUCCUGGAUCUGUCAGGAGGCCAGUGGGAUGAAGACACUUUAAGGACUCUGACUCAGUUUGUGCCAAAGUUCAAUGUUUCCGAACAGAUCACUGUGAAUAACAGCUGCUCAUCAGUGGAGAGCGUGGUGGUUCUGACCACUCUACUGUCUGACCGGACUCCUGCCUCUGAGCUCCAUAUCAGACUACAGAGUCCUGUCCAGGUGUCUAUAGUGUUCCCUGGAGAGACGGGAAAACCAGCAACUGAAAUACCUAAAAAACUUAGUCUCAGCUGCUGUAAGCUGCUGCCUGCCGACAUGGAAAGAGUGUGGAAGAGUCUGGGAACCUCCUCUGGUCUCACAGUGCUGGAUCUGUCCAGUAACUGUUUAGGCAACAAGGGUCUGAAGAAGCUGUUGGAAGUCCUGACUCAUUUUAGAAACCUCCAGGAAAUUAAUGCCAGUAACAAUAACAUCAACAUGGAAGGAGUGGUGAUGCUGGCCAGUGCUUUGUGCUCCCACAACAACCUAACGCAAAUCCACAUCAGCAAUGGAGGCAAAGACGAGCUGAUUCUGAGGUUCAGCUCUGAGAAAAGCACCAGCGAAAAGGUGCAAAAGACGUUCAGAAUAAACAACAGCAGCCUCCUGCCGUCAGACAUAACCACAGUUUGUAGAAGAUUGGUCAAGUGUCGCUCACAGUUGGAGUUAGAGUUGUCUCACAGCUCAUUCAAAGACAAGACCAUCGAGAAUCUACUCACAGUGUUGCCGAAGAUGUUGUCCCUGCAGAAACUUGAUGUGAGUCACAGCAUCACAUCUGCAACAGAUGCACUAACACUGGUCCGUUGUUUGACUGACAACAAGCAAGUCACAUCAGUGGAGCUCAGCCCUCAGAGUGAAUCCUUCAUCACUUUUGACGAAGUGAAAGCAGAACAAGUGAGCUGCAGGUUAACUCAUUUUUGCCUGAACGGUGACGACGUGGAGCGACUGAUUGAGAUCCUGCAGCGGGGUCCCCGACUGUCUGAUCUGGACUUAUCAAGCAACCACCUGGGGGAUGAAGGAGUGAAGCGUUUGGUGGAUUCUCUGCCAAGGCUUAAAAUCAGCAGCUAUGUCAAUCUCAGUGACAAUCGACUGACCCAGCAGGGGUUGUUGAGUGUAGCCUCCACACUGUGUACCUGCGCUAAUGUCUGUGGUGUAGAAGCCAGUAGUUUGGGGGAAGAGAAGCGGAGCCUCAUCUGGUUCAGUCAGAACGGAGGUGGUGAAAAAACGCUGAGCGUCAGAGAAAGUAGCUUGCAGCCUGAACAUGUGGUCAGAUUAGCAGAAAUCACGUCCAGCUGUCACACUUUGGCCAAACUGGAGUUAAAGAACAAUUUGCUGCAGUCGGAGUGGAUUGAAAACUUUGUGAAGCUGUUGAACAGCACUCGGAGAGGAUGCACCAUCAGUAUUGAGGAGAGUUGGAUUACAGCUGAGGAAGCGGUUCAUUUAGUUCAUCGCUGUCUGAGCCACAGCAGCAACAUUCAGACUAUCAGGGUUCAUCAGACCACGUUAAACCUGUCUCUGAAGCCCACUGAACCGACUUCAGCCAGGGGAGAUAAUCCAGAUUUAGCUCAAUCAAUGGCCACAGAGAAAAUUGGUCUCGUGGACUGUGCACUAGACGGUUACCAUCUUGCAUCACUGAGGAGCAUCAUCCAGAGUUGUCCUUCACUAACAGAGCUGGACCUUUCCAACAACAAUCUGGGCGAAGAGGGAGCCGAGUUUCUCUGUUCUAUUCUACCUUCACUGCCAAACCUCACUUCUCUCAGCAUUGGUGCCAAAGAGCCUGUAGCGGCGGUGGUGGAGAGCUUCACGCAGGCUUGUGUGCAGUCUGCAAACAUUCAGGACCUAAAUCUGUCAGGCCACAAGUUCGGUGACGCAGCAACUCAGAGUUUGACCACACUGUUUCCCCGUCUGCGAUCUCUAAAUCUGUCCCAUUGCGUGUGGACCAGGACCGGAGGGCUUCAGCUCGCCCAGGCGCUGGGGCGAUGCGUCAGCCUGGAGGACCUCUGCCUGGACUGUGUGCAUCUGCAUGAGGAGGGGAGGCCGUGUCUGCUGGAAGCUUUAAGGAACAUGACCUCUAUACGCAGACUCAAGCUGAAUAAGAUUACCACAGAGAUGGGACAACCGGGACAGAGCAGCGUUCUGGAUCUCCUGGCUGCUCUGGAGGGACUUGGACACAUAGAGGAGAUAGAGUUGGACGGCUGGAGGAUGGCUGACGCGGGCGUAGAACAGCUGACCGGACUCCUUCCUGUCUGGAAAGAACUCAAGAAGAUCAGCCUUUCAAAGAAUCUCAUCAGUGACCACUCAGGAGAGAAGCUGCUCAUCGCGUUGAAGAGCUGCAGUCGGCUGGAGGAGCUCCAUCUGUCCAGUAACCUUCUUGGCGACCUCACCGCUGCCAGCAUGGCCCUUGUUCUUCCGUCGCUGACACGUCUUUCAGUGUUAGAUAUUUCAGACAACCGUAUCGGAGACAGUGGAUCGCGCAGUCUGUCCAGAGCAAUAAUGUACAUGAAGAACCUCAAAAAGAUUCAUCUGACCUCUGUUGGGACCUCGGAGCUGUGUGCUGUCGCCGCCAGUCUGGCCCACUGUCCUCUCGUAAACGAUGUGAGUCUAAGUUGGAAUAAUUGCGGUGAUGAAGUGGCGCAGGAGCUCUCCAGAGUGUUGCCUUUCUGUCUCAAGCUGACCCGGAUAGAUCUUGAGUGCAACAGUGUGAGUGUCUUAGGAGCCGAGGCCCUGGUUAGAGCCUUACGCUCCUGUCCCGCUCUGCAGCUCAUCAGGCUGUGGAAGAACAAAGUGUCCCAGAGCGACGCACUCAGGCUCAUGUCGAGCGACAGGAGGCUGAAUUUCGCAUCCACCUAAUGUGAUCACUCCCUCUGGACGGUGAAACAGAAGUAACACCGAUCAGCAGCGUCUGUGGAAGUGAAUCGCGGUCAGCAGCAGAGCAUUACUUCUGUUCUGCCACUAAUUCGUUAACUUUUUGUCUCCCCCUGCUGGGCGCAUUCAUUUUCAUCCAUUUUGCCACAUUUCUUUGCCAAGUGUUAAAGGUUUCUCACUUUGUACUGAAGAGUACAGUUUUUGUCAGGAGAAGAAGGCGUUUUGUUUUUGAAACUAUUUGUACGUACGACUAUGCACUUGUUUUGUGUCAGCGGUGAGCUGAUGUAAUUAACUGGCGACCUUUGUGGCGGCCCGCGGCGGCUGUGACCGAUCAUGAAGCUGGAGCGAUGGCAUUCAGGUUUAAUACGUGACCUUACGGUUACACGGCAGGACGGAAAAGAAAUGUUCCUGGCGUAGGUAACGUGUGCACUGAUACUAGGCUAAUAAUAAUUUAGCAAGCUAACCCCUUAGUGAUUCAUUCAGUGGAGGACAUGCAGAGGAUGUAGGGAGCCGUUUGAAAUGACUCCACAACAGCAAUCGAUAUUACAACGUUGACCAAAUACAAAAAAAGGUACACAAGAAAAUGCUCUACCUUAAAGUAAAGCGUAGUGCAAGAAUAGCACCUUUUGCAGAGCUGAACAAAUAAUUAAUUGUUAAUGCUGAAUGAGGAUAUUUCGUCUUCCACCGGGGGCAGCAGCCGGGGAGUCUGUUUUUAAUCGUCUCUGCAGCAGAGCAGCCCUCAGACCACAUGGUGGUGCACAGUGGUCUUCUGGUACAAACCCUCCAGCUGCCUCCUCCUCUUCCUCCUCCUCCUCCAAGACAAGGUGGAAAAGUUGGAAAAAGUUCAGAAAAACAGUGUGAAUGCGGCUCCGAUGACACGUAAUUAAAUCAAAACCACUAAAAUCAAAUGAAAGGAAACGCUAAAAGCCCCGAUAGGAGAUGCAUUAGGAACCCUGCACGUGGUUUAAAAAUGUCGAACCUGCUGUCAGACCGGAAGCCGGGUUUAUCUCAGGAAGCGUUUCUGUCGUGAAUGAAUGAAAAACUCAGUGAAAUUGAGUCACUUUGCACAAUAAUGUGUUUACAUUAAUUAGAGGCCACAUUAGCACAAACACAACCAACCAUGAACUCGCAGUAAUAAUCCUUCUAGGUUGUGGUCUCUAUCCAGUUUGCUUAUUUAUUUCUGCUGUUCGUGAAAAGAAAAAAGAGAGAUUAGAUCGUAUAUUUUUCUUAAUGUUUAUUUAUUUUUGCUGCAAUUCUAAGUGUGAUAAAGUUAAAAUAUAAAAUGUGACUAGAUUCUGAGUGUUGGAGGUAUUUUUUUGAAUGCAGUGUGGUGCACACUCCAAUAAUUACAGAGCUAAUUAUAUUUACAGAGCUAAUUAUAUCAUGAUAUAAUUGAUGGCGCUCUCUCUUUUUGUUUUCUGCUCUGUGUCUGUCUUCCACACAUUCGGUUUCUUUGUUAUUUUUGCAAAGAAACUGGGCUGUUUUGAAACUAUUUUAUUAUUUUUUUUUUCAUGCUGAAAGGCUGCCUUCAGUUUAUUUUUUUAUUAUAUUUCAGUUUUGCACUGUCAGCUGUUUGUUUUCAUUCCUGUUGUCAAAUUAAAGACGAAAGAUGAUGCAUAAACCAAGUAAGACCUGUUUGAAGUAACACAUUUCAUUUUGUUUUUACCUGAUCCUGAGCUGCCUCUUCUGACAGCAGUGAUGGAUGUUUGCGGAAUAAAGCCACAUACAGACAA